Molecule: messenger RNA, 708 nt
Organism: Peniophora sp. CBMAI 1063
Lineage: Eukaryota; Fungi; Basidiomycota; Agaricomycetes; Russulales; Peniophoraceae
Source: the annotation of a GenBank genome assembly
AUGUCCGGGGUAAAUUGGCACUAUGUAUUGAAGUUCAUCAUCACUGGGGACGCCGCCGUUGGCAAGUCAUCUCUACUGGUCCGCCUGACAGAUCAGCGCUUUCUCGCAAACCCCGAUCCAACGCUGGGCGUUGAGUUCGGAUCUAAGCUCAUAACUAUACCGGAGGAGAACAAGAUCGUGAAGUUACAAUGUUGGGAUACCGCCGGCACCGAAUCCUUCCGCUCAAUAACACGCUCAUAUUACCGCGGAGCCGCAGGCUGUUUAUUGGUGUACGAUGUAACAUCGCGGCAGAGCUUCACAAACGCACGCUCCUGGCUUGCAGACGUGCGGCAACAUGCAGAUCCUCAUCUGACUUGCAUCCUCGUCGGCAACAAGGUGGACCUCGUGUCAGAAGACGCUCCAUCCUCGGCCUCAACAACAGAUAAGAGCGCAAAGCGGACGUCCCGCUCCCAAGUCACCAGGCAGGUCACGACGGAAGAGGCGGAGCAAUGGGCAAAGGAGGAGGGUCUGCUGUUUGUGGAGGCGAGUGCGAAGAGUGGACAGAACGUGCAGGAGGCGUUUGAGGAAGCGUGUAAGGAUAUUCUCAAGAAGGUCCGGGAAGGCGUAUUCGAGGAUGAUAGGAGCCCCGGCGUCAAACUCAGCAAACCUUCCGGCGGUGUGGCGUUGAACCCAGAAGCAGCCAAGAGCUCUCAAUGCUGCGGGACAUGA